UUAAUCGAUCGGAGAGAGACAGCAGAGUGCUUCAGUCGGAGUUUCUCUGUAUCCGAUGGAUAAGGUCUGGAAGAGAGCCGUUGAGACGGCGUUGGACGGACAAUCGGAUCCUCUGGCUAUCCGAACCCUAACUCUCGACGGCGUCGUCAAGUGCUCGCAGGGGCGUUUCCCGCCGUCGGACCUCCUUGAGCGGUUCCGUAACCUUGAGCACCUCUCUAUAGCUAGAAUUGGCGUUUCUUCGCUUGAGCAGUUCCCGCGACUCGGGAAUCUCCAGACGCUUGUUCUGUCUGACAAUAGGAUUGCCGGUGGACUUAAUUUCCUUGUCCAAGCUGGGUUGGAUUCGCUCCGUGACCUCGAUCUUUCCUACAAUAGAAUACAGUAUUUAGAGGAUUUGAUGCCUUUAGCUCAGUUAAAACUUGACUCGCUUGAUCUAUAUGGGUGCCUUGUGACGCGGGUGAAGGAUUAUCGAUCUAGGGUUUUUGGGUUGAUUAAAUCCUUGAAGUAUUUAGAUAGGAUGGAUGGAGAGAGCGAUGGUUAUGAGCAAGGGGAAGAUGAUGAUGGGGAUGGUGAAACCGAGGAAGAACAAGGGGUGGAAGAUUCUACAGAGGAGGAUAGAGAAGACCUCGUAAAUCGGUACUGGGAUUUUGUAGUUGCCGAGAAUCUGAUUGCAGAUGAUGAAGAGGAUGACGAAGACAUCGACGAUAGCAAGAACGAUGCAGUUCAGGUUAUAUGCCCUCCGUCUUCCUCCUCCCGCUUUAAGAGAACGAAGGAUGAUGAUGAUGAUGAUGACGAAGACAUCGAAGAUAGCAAGGACGAUGCAGUCCAGGUUAUAUGCCCUCCGUCUUCCUCCUCUCACUUUAAGAAACAUAAGAUAGACGAGGGAGAUUUUAGUGUGGUAGAGAGCAAUGAGUUGCUGACCAGCACAGAGGGAGAGAGCGAUGGUCAUGAGCAAGAGGAAGAUGACGAUGGGGAUGGUGAAACCGAGGAAGAACAAGGAGUGGAAGAUUCUAAAGAGGAGAAUGGAGGAGACCUCGCAAAAUGGUACUGGGAUUUUGUAGUUGCCGAGAAUCUGAUUGCAGAUGAUGAAGAGGAUGACGAAGACAUGGAAGAUAGCAAGAACUAUGCAGACCAGGUUACAUGCCCUCCGUCUUCCUCGUCUCUUUUCAAGAGAAAGAGGGAUGACGAUGAUGAUGAUGACGACGACGACGACGACGGUUCUAGCGGGGACGAUGACGAUGACGACGACGAUGAUUAG
Messenger RNA from Tarenaya hassleriana, 1255 nucleotides. RefSeq names its product acidic leucine-rich nuclear phosphoprotein 32-related protein-like. The coding region runs from base 56 to 1255 and encodes 399 amino acids. Gene Ontology annotation, cellular component: nucleus. The transcript is spliced from 3 exons. Gene Ontology annotation, molecular function: histone binding. The record is from RefSeq and is a predicted model, not a curated record. NCBI's taxonomy places the organism in Eukaryota, Viridiplantae, Streptophyta, Magnoliopsida, Brassicales, Cleomaceae.